Messenger RNA from Limulus polyphemus (Atlantic horseshoe crab), 3324 nucleotides. Its product is annotated as protein slit-like. Gene Ontology annotation, cellular component: plasma membrane. The transcript has 3 exons. Bases 292 to 1899 code for a protein of 535 amino acids. Gene Ontology annotation, molecular function: protein binding. The record is from RefSeq and is a predicted model, not a curated record. NCBI's taxonomy places the organism in Eukaryota, Metazoa, Arthropoda, Merostomata, Xiphosura, Limulidae.
UUUUGCUGUUUGGAUAUACGAUUGAUCUAAUUUAAAUUGUUGACACAGCAUGUUGAAAUUGGAAUAAAUAAGUAACAUAUAGAGUUAAAUUUUACUUUAGUAACUUUAUAGCCUUCUUACCAAGUUAAUGAAAGUACUUAAAUUGAAGUGAAAUGAUUUUCAUGAUUUUACUAGUAAUGCUGAUUUAAUUUUAAAGCCUAAGGCCACAUUUGAACCCUCGGGAUGUCAUUGCUUGCAGCCCCCUCAAGUCAAGCCUCGACAGGAUCUAGUCAGCUGUGUUACUGAAAAUGUAUGCAUUUGAUUGUUAAUGAAUUCGGAUUGACUGUAAAAAGAGAGAAAAUGCCAACAUUAGACAGAAUUUUGGAAUGUUUAUUUAUUUUGAACAUGCUAGUACAUUUUGUUUAUGUCACACCAAAUGACUUUCUUUGCAUGAAUGCAGAUCAGUGUCCAAGAAACAAUGAAAUUGAAAACUACUGUUCGUGUAAGUGUGAAAAGGCUUUGAAUAAAUGGGUUAUCAAAGAUAUAUAUUGCACUGGCUUGACCAGAAAAACUCUUCGUAAUAGUUUUAGAUGGGAAAAAGGUAGCGAGAGAAAUAUUUCAAUUGCCUCUAUGGAAAUAACUUACAGCAGCUUGAAUGAGAUAACCCACAAAGAUUUGAAAAAUCUGAAAGAUUUGAAAAAAUUCAAAAUCUCUUUCAGUAAUUUGACAGUAAUUUCAAACAAUGCUUUUCACAACUUCAAAAUCCUUGACACUUUAGACUUGUCAAACAAUAAUCUAAGUGGGAUAAAGAAAAAAUGGUUCCAAGAACAACAACAACUUACAACUUUAAAUGUCUCUAAGAACAACCUAACUUUUAUUGAAAAAGAAUCUUUCAAGAAACUUCACAAUCUGCAAAAAUUGGACCUCUCUGGAAACAACCUCACUAGUAUUGAUAAAGAUGUAUUUAAAGACUUGAUGAAUCUUGUGGUGCUGAAUCUUUCUGAUAAUCAACUUAAUUCUCUUAAAAGUGGAUUUUUUAACAACAGUCCAAAGCUUUCAGAACUGUACCUUUCAGGCAAUCCUUGGACGUGCGACCCACAACUUGAAUGGCUAUCUGAUCAUGUAGAAAACAAGACAGGAAUGAUUAUAAUGGACUUCUCAAGCAUGCACUGCAUAUCUCCAACUUCCAGAAAACAUUAUUCCAUCACGAAAUGGUUAAGUAUUCGUAGUUUAGAGAAGGAUAUUGAGAAAUCUGACCUUUGUAAAAACUGUACCUGUAAAGAGGAAAGGUCUGAGUGGAUUAGUGUGAACUGUAGCAGCAGAAACUGGACACAGCUUCCAAGAAAGCUCCCAACUAAGACCAGAAGUGUCCACAUGGAAAACAACAUGAUCACAUCUCUUUUUCUUCCACAGAAUGCAACAGCAUAUUGGAAGACUGUGGCUUUUCUGUAUUUAGAAAACAAUUCAAUUGACUCUCUUACACGUAUGGAAGCAUCUAAGGUCUUAAGAAACCUAGUGACACUCCACCUUAACAAGAACAGGCUUUCUGAGAUUCCAAUACAUAUCCUGGAUCAGUUUCCAAAUCAGAUGGACCAACUCCAUCUUUCUGACAACCCCUGGAAAUGUACGUGUAACACAGUUCGCUUCAUGGAGUGGCUACAGGAUCAUCACAAGCAGGUACAAGACAGGGAAGAGGUUCGGUGUCAACGUGAUGGGAGCCAGCUUGGACGAAGAGUUAUAUACCGACUAUUGAAGUCGGAGCUUUGUCCACAGAAUUCUGUGACUGUCAACUAUCUUGAUAUUGUUAUUUGCAUAAUGGCUUUACUGAUUGUUUUGAUUGUUUUUAAACUUUUGUUUGAUUGUUGGAGGCAGCAGAGAACAGGGAAACUCCCAAGGUUUUUCAGUUUUAAGCUAACCUAAAAAUAAACAGUAUUCUUCCAGGAAGAAAAAUAAACAGGAAAGGAAUAGACAAGUUUUCUCCAUGUAUAGGAGACAAAGAAUGUAUUGUUAGAUUCUACAGUUGUAAGUUUUAUAUAUUUCAAUCGAGAAAACAUUGUUCCUUGACGGCAUAUUCAAAAUAUGAAGAUAUAUAUAUUGUUAAAUCAUUUAGAGUCGUUGAAGCUUAACCAAAGAAACUUUAAGUAAGUGAUGUGAUAGGAUAGUUACUUUUUUUCUUACCCAGAAUAAGCUAAUGAACUUACACCUAUUUAAGAUUUUAUUUUUAUUAAAUGAAUCAUAUGAAUUCAUAAAUAAAUUUCCAUCAGUAAAGAUUUAAAAUGUUAAUGCUGUAACUUGCCUAUUGUACAGUAGUGACUGUUUUCUAAAGUAAGUAGGAACUGUUGUUUCUUAUUAAGAUUAGGCAUGCAGGAAAUUAUUAAGUAGGUCUCUUUACUUAUUAUUCUGGCUUUUCUUGCACAAGAAUCUUUUUAGAUAGUUUACUAAAAAGCAGUGGUGUGUGAUGGUUUCUCAAGUGGGUCAUGCAGUAAUAUCUUAAAGUAAUAUACCUCUCGAAUGGGGAAAAAAAACAUACAGAGAACAGAUUUACUCACCCUAUUUGUAUACAGGUCCAGACAGUGAUCUUUCUUUAGAUGAAACUCUCCUGACUUAUUAGCUUGUGAAGUAACAAAUCACAAAAUCAAAUGAAGCAAAGCAUGCGACCUGUAUGUUGUUGAUGUUGAACUUCUGCACAUGCUGUCAUGCUAUUUCAACACAGCAUACUUGCACAGUUUUACCAACAGGUGGUGGCAAUUAAAAUCAUAAAUAAUAUUCAACAUUAAAAACAUUUUAUUUAGGCCUAUCUAUGGCCUUCAAAAAGUUGACGACUCUACAUGUUUCGAUGUUACUGAGGAUGACGUUGUAACGCUGAAACAUGUAGUCGUCAACUUUUUGAAGGCCAUAGAUAGGCCUAAAUAAAAUGUUUUUAAUUGUGUGUACCAGUUUAACAUUGAAUGUUAUUUAUGAUUUUAACUUUAUACACAAGUGCCAAAAUACUAUAAUUAGGUGGUAGCAAUGUCGCUGUAGAAAUCAGGAUACUGCUGGAAGUGCAAGAUUAAGCAUGCAUAAUUUGUGUAGCAUGGCAUGAUUGAGACUAGACAUGCAGAGAUCUUGCAGUAUGAGAUGAGAAUGCUGCCACACCACAAAGAAACACAUAAUAAAAAAAUAUUAAUAAUAAUAAAUAUAUAAGAUACAUUACAUUGCGUAAUGUUAUUGCCAAAUUUUUUGUUUUUGAUUGGUCAUGCCACAUACGACUUGCAUGCCACUGGUAAAAAGUAAGUUUACAACUGCAUCAUCUAGAUCAGGGGUUCUCAAACAUUUUUCCUUGGGCUCCCCUUUAAAAAUAUUUCA